Mesoplodon densirostris (Blainville's beaked whale) is the source of this 2368-nucleotide messenger RNA. It is a transcript of the gene SLC22A17, whose product is annotated as solute carrier family 22 member 17. Gene Ontology annotation, cellular component: membrane. The coding region runs from base 344 to 2047 and encodes 567 amino acids. Gene Ontology annotation, molecular function: transmembrane transporter activity. The transcript is spliced from 10 exons. The record is from RefSeq and is a predicted model, not a curated record. Gene Ontology annotation, biological process: transmembrane transport. NCBI's taxonomy places the organism in Eukaryota, Metazoa, Chordata, Mammalia, Artiodactyla, Ziphiidae.
GAUCGCAGAGACGAAGGAGGCGCCCGCGGCUGCAGAGCUGCAGAGCAGGGUCUCUCCGGCUUCUGUGUCCGGGCACCGGGCGCGCCACUGGGCCAGAGGGCAGUGCAUCCUUUCGGUGCGGGCCGCCAGGGCCCCUGCGGUCGGCAAGCUGGCUCCCCGGGUGGCCACCGGGACCCCCGAGCCCAAUGGCGGGGGCGGCAGCAAAAUCGACAGCACUGUAGAGAUCACCCCCAGCCCCAACGGAGUCGGGACCCUCGGAGAUGCGGUGCCCACGGAGCAGCUGCAGGGUGAGCGGGAGCGCGAACGCGAGCGGGAGGGGGAGGGCGACGCGGGUGGCGACGGGAUGGGCAGCAGCCUGUCGCUGGCCGUGCCCCCCGGCCCCCUCAGCUUCGAGGCGCUGCUCGCCCAGGUGGGGGCGCUGGGCGGCGGCCAGCAGCUGCAGCUCGGCCUCUGCUGCCUGCCCGUGCUCUUUGUGGCGCUGGGCAUGGCCUCGGACCCCAUCUUCACGCUGGCGCCCCCGCUGCAUUGCCACUACGGGGCCUUCGCCCCCAACGCCUCUGGCUGGGAGCAGCCCCCCAACGCCAGCGGCGUCAGCGUCGCCAGCGCCGCCCUAGCAGCCAGCGCCGCCAGCCGCAUCGCCACCAGUACGGACCCCUCGUGCAGUGGCUUCGCCCCGCCGGACUUCAACCACUGCCUCAAGGACUGGGACUAUAACGGCCUCCCCGUGCUCACCACCAACGCCAUCGGCCAGUGGGAUCUGGUGUGUGACCUGGGCUGGCAGGUGAUCCUGGAGCAGAUCCUCUUCAUCUUGGGCUUUGCCUCUGGCUACCUGUUCCUGGGCUACCCGGCAGACAGGUUUGGCCGUCGUGGGAUUGUGCUGCUGACCUUGGGACUGGUGGGCCCCUGUGGAGUGGGAGGGGCUGCUGCAGGCUCCUCCACAGGUGUCAUGGCCCUCCGAUUCCUCCUGGGCUUUCUGCUUGCCGGUGUUGACCUUGGGGUCUACCUGAUGCGCCUGGAGCUGUGCGACCCAACCCAGAGGCUUCGGGUGGCCCUGGCAGGGGAGUUAGUGGGAGUAGGGGGGCACUUCCUGUUCCUGGGCCUGGCCCUUGUCUCUAAGGACUGGCGAUUUCUGCAGCGAAUGAUCACCGCUCCCUGCAUCCUCUUCCUGUUUUAUGGCUGGCCUGGUCUGUUUCUGGAGUCCGCACGGUGGCUGAUAGUGAAGCGACAGAUUGAGGAGGCCCAGUCUGUGCUGAGGAUACUGGCUGAGCGGAACCGGCCCCAUGGGCAGAUGCUGGGAGAGGAGGCCCAGGAGGCCCUGCAGGACCUGGAGAACACCUGUCCUCUCCCUGCAACAUCCUCCUUUUCCUUCGCUUCCCUCCUCAACUACCGCAACAUCUGGAAAAAUCUACUUAUCCUGGGAUUCACCAACUUUAUUGCCCACGCCAUUCGCCACUGCUACCAGCCUGUGGGAGGAGGAGGGAGCCCAUCAGACUUCUACCUGUGCUCCUUGCUGGCCAGCGGCACAGCUGCCCUGGCCUGCGUCUUCCUGGGAGUCACCGUGGACCGAUUUGGCCGCCGGGGCAUCCUGCUUCUCUCGAUGACCCUCACUGGCAUUGCGUCCCUGGUCCUGCUGGGCCUGUGGGAUUAUCUGAACGAGGCCGCCAUCACCACCUUCUCUGUCCUUGGCCUCUUCUCCUCCCAAGCUGCUGGCAUCCUCAGCACCCUCCUUGCUGCUGAAGUCAUCCCUACCACUGUCCGGGGCCGAGGCCUGGGCCUGAUCAUGGCACUGGGGGCACUUGGCGGGCUGAGUGGCCCAGCCCAGCGCCUCCACAUGGGCCAUGGAGCUUUCCUGCAGCACGUGGUGCUGGCGGCCUGUGCUCUCCUCUGCAUCCUCAGCAUCAUGCUUCUGCCGGAGACCAAACGCAAGCUCCUGCCUGAGGUGCUCCGGGAUGGGGAGCUGUGCCGCCGGCCUUCCCUGCUGCGGCAGCCACCCCCUAACCGCUGUGACCACGUUCCACUGCUUGCCACCCCCAACCCUGCCCUCUGAGCGACCUUCGAGCACCCUGGCAGGAGGCUGGCCCAUACAGAAAGGUGGCACAAGGCCCUGGCAAGGAGAGCGGGAGGACUGAAUGAGGAAGGCAGGGCUGCCCUGAAGCCUCAGAGGCACCUCACGCCAGUCAUCAUGGAGAGCUCAGAGGGCUGCCCUCAACCCCGUCUCCUCCUUGCUGCUUUGUGUUCACUUCCUUGGCAAGAGUGAGGGGACGGGGAGGGAGCUCCACACUGUAUCCACCAGGUCUGGGCUCCAUCCUAUGCCCAAAGACAUCCUCCCAGGCCUCAUUCUUUCUUGCUCUAUCACUCUGUUUCAAUA